AUGAACAUUUUUGAACGUCAAUUGAAAAGCAUUCUUGAGAGUUUGAUAGCCGUGAAACGAAAACUACUCAUGGAACGGGGUUACGAGAAAUAUAAAAGUAUAGUAUUUAAGAGCGGUCGAAACUUAGUACCAUCAUGGUUGUUUUUUGGUGAUGCUCCUGACGUCGGGUCAUCAGAAUCCAAUACUACAUCAGUUACUGAGGGUCCCAACGUCGAAAUCAAUAAUUCCAAUAGCGAUCACGGAUCAUUUCCUACCAAUGAAACCGAUGGAGAAGUGACCCACCGGGUGAACGUCCGGGAAGAAUCCUCGGUUGAAGAGAACGGGAGCGGCCUAACACCAUUGACGAUAACUGAGUCGACCACUCAAGCGAUGGACGAGUUACCCUUCUCCUCCUCCUUCUCCUUCUCAAAUCCACUAAAUCAUUCUGAUGGGAUUCCAAGUGAGGACAGUGACACCACAAAACCAAGUCCGAGCCCCACAACAAUGUUUCCGGAAAGUUCCACUACAGAAACUGAAAACUCGAGCACAAUGCUGUUGUUUACGACGACGCAAGCGACGACGCAAGCGGCGACGCAAACGACCACUGCACAGACCUCGGACGAGACCACUCAGGCUGCGGUUCAGGAAAAUUCAGAAGAAUCAACAACAACCGGAACCACAUUCACUGCUAUUUCGGAGAUUUCCGUGGAAAACAGCACAACCGCUACCGUACCGACGCACUCGUCCAGUACCACAGCACCCACCACAACGCUGGAGCAAAUAUCUACUAGCGUUGAACCGAUCAACUCCUCACAUGCCCCAGAAAUUCUACCACCGCUCCUAUCAAUUCCACCACUCUCGGAUUUAUCCUCAUUUUCUUCUCUGAACACUCCAUUGGAUGACACAAGUCGUCCGCCUACACCAGUGGAGGAGAAUUCAGAGAGACGUGGUGUUGAGAAGAAGAAAUCGUUCGGUGUUAUUGGUUACAGGAAUUCAAUUCGUCUUAGGAAAUUGCAAAAGAAAUUUAUAAACAGUGGAAAAACUCUCACUCAUUUUAAUGUUGCCGAAUCAGACGGACGAAGAGUGUUCAGACUAUGGCGAAACGCACCACUAAGCCAUGUGGAGAAGCAUCGCUUUGUGAUGCGAAGAGCGAGACAAUCGCAGAAAAACUCCACACAUCCAUGGAAACGUAACGAAAUUUAUACAGCAAAUCGACGAGUUCUCAUUGUGCCAUCAGAAAAAGCUGAACUUCUCACAAAAUGUCUUCACAGCAGUCAGAAAUCGUUGAAGCAUGGCAUAAAAAAAGACGGGCAUCCGAAGCAAAACGGGAUCAGCACAAAAAUACAGGAAAAUUCCAGAAAAAGACGUUCAACGAGAAAACUUCGAUAUGGUUACGUUCCAGCAAAACAAAAGCUACUGCAGUUUUUCAUUCAUUUCCGACCGACGUAA
Molecule: messenger RNA, 1428 nt
Organism: Necator americanus (New World hookworm)
Lineage: Eukaryota; Metazoa; Nematoda; Chromadorea; Rhabditida; Ancylostomatidae
Exons: 6
Coding region: 1-1428 (475 amino acids)
Source: RefSeq, a predicted model, not a curated record